Coffea eugenioides is the source of this 777-nucleotide messenger RNA. RefSeq names its product LEAF RUST 10 DISEASE-RESISTANCE LOCUS RECEPTOR-LIKE PROTEIN KINASE-like 1.2. The record is from RefSeq and is a predicted model, not a curated record. Gene Ontology annotation, molecular function: polysaccharide binding. The transcript is spliced from 2 exons. Lineage: Eukaryota; Viridiplantae; Streptophyta; Magnoliopsida; Gentianales; Rubiaceae. The coding region runs from base 1 to 777 and encodes 258 amino acids.
AUGGAUCACAAAUUGUUGUACAAGAUUUAUCAUCAUAUUCAAAUUACAGCCAUUCUCUUCACUAUCUUGGUGGAUGGAAUUGUAUGCUUUUACACAAAUUCAAGCGAUUGCAUGCCUCAGAGCUGUGGGAACGGAUUGAACAUAGUGUAUCCCUUUUGGAUUCCAGGCAGGCAAGAGUCAUAUUGUGGCUCACCAACGUUCAAUAUCACCUGCAGGGACAAGAACCCCAUCUUAAAGAUCUCUGAUGAUGAUUAUAUCAUCAGGGAUAUAUUUUACAUGAAUAAUUCCCUUUUGCUAUCUCAAGCUGAGUUGUAUGAUGUUGGUAAUAGAUGUCCAACCCCUCAACAUAAUUUUAGCACCGGAGGAACUCCAUUCAGCUACGGCCCUGAAAUCGUGGACCUUUUCUUCUUCUACAAUUGCACUGAGCCGUAUCAAGAAGAGACAUAUGCUGUGGAUUGUGCCAGUAAUGUUAGCCAUCAUGCUUUUGCUGUUUUUCAUACCGAACUCCUGGACGGCAGGAACCAUUCGGAACAGUCAUGUCAACCUCCAAUUAGUGCACCAGUAACUAUUGAUUCCCUGAAAAGAUUGUUAAGCAUGAAUUAUACCGAUGUAUUGAAGAAAGGAUUCGUUCUGCAGUGGGAUGGAGACAGUUGCAGCAACUGCAGGAGUGGUGGAGGGGAGUGCGGUUCUUAUGACAAUGAAUUUGUGUGCUACUGUGAUGACCAUAAACACCUAAAAACCUGUGAUGAAGGGGUGAGCAAAUUCGGUACAUACUGA